Physcomitrium patens is the source of this 2603-nucleotide messenger RNA. RefSeq lists its product as uncharacterized. Gene Ontology annotation, molecular function: metal ion binding. NCBI's taxonomy places the organism in Eukaryota, Viridiplantae, Streptophyta, Bryopsida, Funariales, Funariaceae. The record is from RefSeq and is a predicted model, not a curated record.
CGCCGACAGAUGUUCGAAGAUACUUUACAAACACCUCCCUGCAAAGCUGGAUUGCCAGCACGUCUGAGUUUUUGUGGGUCUCUUCUUCGUCCGCCUUUUCAGCCCUUUCAUGGUCCCACCGGAUGCUCUCCAUGAUUCUUGCAGAUUGCACAUGGACAGGUUACACGCUCUGAGAGAAUCAUGAGUUUGAUGUGGUUAGACUGGUCAUUUCGUGCCAGAUCCCGCUCGUUUCUAUUGAAUGCAUGAAUUACAGUGGUCUUAUGUUGGUAGCCUCUUGGUGACGCUGUCGGAGGAGGCUCCACUGAAUUGGGGCGCGCCGUUCACAGAGAUUUCAAUUUGUGGGGGGACUCCUGUGUUCAUUAAUUCAAUAAUAGCUGGCUGGUUUUGUGUACGUUCAAAUUCGACGUCAAAAUCAGGGUGGUAGAUGUUUAAGCUAUGCGGGGUCGGUCCCACUCGUGAUUGGACUACGGAAGUAAUGCGACUCGGGUCAUAGCCUGCAGUGUCACUUGGAAUGAGUCUUCUUUUCUGGAGAUGGGUGUCUGCUUGAGUGUCUGCUUGUCAGCAAUUUCAGGAAUUCGUACUCGAGAUAGUAAUGCUUUCGGAGACUUGCAAAACGGCGACGAGUUUGGGAUUUGGUGUUUCUCUUUUUGCCGUCCACAACGUCAGCUCGUCGUUACUGAUGACAUCAAUUUGUAGCUGGUGUCUUCGAUUGGACGAGAUUGUAGAACAACGGCUGUUUAUUUUAUCAGUUUUAAGCGAUUGCGGUCGAUUAGGUUACGUCCCGUUGCUCUUGUAAGUUGGCAGUCUGUACCCAACACUUUGAGUACCUCUUUCAGUGCCAGAGGACCUGGUUGCUUUCGGAGCAAGGGUAAUUGGCUUGUCUUGCCCAUCCUCUUCGUCUCGAUCCAAAUUCUUGGGAGCAAGGUGUCAGAUGUCAACGCUGAAAAAACUGAUGCUAGUUUCGAAGAAAAGCCUCUCAUGCUUUAUCCCGAAUCGCAUGGCUGAUACGACCCAUUUCUCAUCUGGUGAUCCAGAAGAGCUUGACGAUGAGCACAAACCUAAUGGCGUCGAAACUGUGCACAACGUAGCCAAAGAGGAAAAAGUGUUGGAAUCAAAGCAUGAGGUUAGUGUCAAUGCAUCCCAGCCACCAGAGAGUUUGGGGAGACAGAUGGUCAGCUGUGCUCCAAACCCCUCAAAGUGCAACGAACCGUCGAAACCUGUCGAAGAGGAAGAAAUCUUGGAGAUUAAAACGCCCGGGUUUGUGCGUUUGUUUGGACGCGACACCUGUGAGUACAGCAACCAUGGGAGCAGACAUGAAGCUCACAAUACUUCCUCCGAUGGCAGUGAAGAUGAUUCUUCUCCAUCCUCAGCACAUCAGCCACCUCAUUUGCCCCCGACUGUACACCUCAGGGUGCCCAUGAAAGAUGAGCAUGAUGUCCAUGAAGUCGUAGCUGCACUCAAGAUUAAAGGGGUAAGCGACAUCGCGUGUGACCUUGCCAAUCAGAUUGUGAAGGUAACUGGGACCGCCGACCCAGACCGUCUCCUGAAGAAGGUGAAGAAAGUAAAGCCCAAAUCGAAGAUCAUUUCUUACAGCAACCCUCUUGAGAUUCCUCCCACUCCUGAGAGCUUUAGUUCUUCACCUCCACCUUCGUACGCGUACCACCGGCCUACUAUUUUCGAAGCACAUAUCAAACCUCCUCCCCGUUCUCACGUCUUCACCAGGGACUCUUACGGCCCUUACGGUCCACCUCUUCAUUCUCAAUUUCGACCCAAUUCACGCCCUCCUGCUGAUCCGAUGUACUACGAAGACGAGUCUUCCUACCCGCCGAAUGUGAGGCCUCACCCUCCUCCACCACCACCUCCGCCCGUCUUCUAUGGCGAUGAUUCCUUCUACCCUGAUUAUGUGCCUUCCAAUCUCUCCAGUUCACCCCAUUCACGACGCUCCACCAGUCCUCCACGCCGCAGAUCCUACUUCCACGAGCGGAACUCUCCCAACUUUGGACCUCCUCCCAUGAAUCACCCGGGCGGUCCUGCAUAUCGCCAUGGCAGCAAUCCGUGGAGCCACGGAGUCUCGUACUGGAUGGACAACCGGCCGCCGAUACCUGUGCGGAUGCAACGCAUGUAUUAUUGAGCCUGCAUCGAAGUGAAUUUGCUGGCGUUGAAACCACUUCCGGAAAGAUGAAUAGAUCUGUUGCGCAUCCGUUUCACCACCGAAUAGAUCGGUCAGCUUGCAGGGAAGCGGGGGAGAUUUUCUGCGGCUGUCGUCGGCAAUCAUCGAUUAUCUGUUCGUAUUUUCGAUCUUGAACUGUCUGCAACAUGGUAUCCUUCGCAAAAUUCUGGAAUUUGCUGUACCUUUUCUCGCGAAUCUCUUCAUCAAAAUGCCGUGCAUGAUGAUUCUGUAGUCGGUGGCAAGAACUGCUCGUCGAAGCUUGCGGGCAUCUCGUCGUAUCCUUUAUCUCAGGUUUUUUGCGUUACGGAUGAAGGCCAUUUGAGUGUAGAAUGGCUUCGAGCGGAGAAAACAUAUAGAAAACCGAUUAAUUGACAAGUUCAUUGGCGAGGACUUUUACUUGACGUGCAAAUUAUGAAAGAUAUUGUUUUAUUUA